Rhipicephalus sanguineus (brown dog tick) is the source of this 1103-nucleotide messenger RNA. RefSeq names its product elongation of very long chain fatty acids protein AAEL008004. The coding region runs from base 241 to 1074 and encodes 277 amino acids. The record is from RefSeq and is a predicted model, not a curated record. The transcript is spliced from 2 exons. Gene Ontology annotation, cellular component: endoplasmic reticulum membrane. Gene Ontology annotation, biological process: fatty acid elongation, monounsaturated fatty acid; fatty acid elongation, saturated fatty acid; sphingolipid biosynthetic process. Lineage: Eukaryota; Metazoa; Arthropoda; Arachnida; Ixodida; Ixodidae. Gene Ontology annotation, molecular function: fatty acid elongase activity.
AGCGCACUAGUCUACCGUCCACCGAGCUCUCGGAGCAGCUGACAAGCGCACGGGCAUCUGCGAGGAGCACGCCUCUCUUGACUAGCCCAAGGCCCACGAGUCCGCAGAUUGGAGAACGAGCCAGAGAACGACACCGCUCGCGCCCGCCAUUCUCCGGUAAACGAAAUAUUCCACGGAAUCGUGAAAGCGACAGCAGUUUCACCCAGAGCGUGUGUGUUUGCGCUCUUAAUUACAAACACUAUGGCUCGCUCCGUCACGUCUCCCUUGACCGAGGUGUACGAAUUAUUCUGGUCUCACCGAGACCCAAGGACUGCGGGAUGGGGUUUCAUCGCCGACGCAAAGUUCACCUUCCCGCUGCUCAUCGGCUACGUCUACUUCGCCAAGGUGGCGGGGCCCCGCUGGAUGAAAGACCGCAAGCCGUUCGACCUCAAGUGGGCGGUGCUGAUCUACAACGCGUUGACGGUGAUAGCCAACGCCUACUUCGCUAUUCGCUUUCUGUCGCUCACUUACGUGGGUGGCAACUACAGCCUGCUCUGCCAAGGAAUAAACUACAGCUCACCCAGCGAGAGGGACAUGGCCAUACUCAACCUGGGCUGGUGGUACAGCUUCGUGAGGAUCGGUGACUUCAUGGACACGGUGUUCUUUGUGUUGCGCAAGAAGAACUCCCAAAUCACGUUCCUGCACGUCAUUCAUCACUUUCUGGUCGUGCUGAGCGGCUGGUUCUUCCUCAACUUCGGCGGCGACGGGCAGCCCAUCUUCGGCCUGUGCGUAAACGCUUUCAUCCACGUCAUCAUGUACUCGUACUACUUCCUCGCAGCCCUGGGGCCUUCGAUGCAGAAGUACCUGUGGUGGAAGCGCUACCUCACCGAGCUGCAGAUUGUACAGUUCGUUGGCCUCAUGCUGCACAUGGCCAUCACGCUGUUCUACGACUGCGGAUACCCCAAGUUCCUCACGAUGCUGGCCCUGCCGCAAGGUUGUCUGGGACUGGGACUCUUCAUCAACUUCUACAUCAAGAGCUACAGGGCGCAGAGGAAGCUCCACGUAAGCGCCGAUAAGCUAAAGAAGCACGACUGAGCAUCGCGUGGCCGACGUGUGUUUGAAAC